AUGCAUGUCAGACACCACACCUACCUACCUACCUACUUACUCGUCUCACAACUCACUCACUACCCGUCCAUCCAUCCAUUCAUUCAAAUAUCCAAUACCCAUCCUCACCACAUCAUAAACCCACGCUUCUCUUUUAUUUUCCAUCUUUCCAAGAUAUCUAAGUACCAUAACACCGCAUACCCAAACCAUCAUACUCCGUACAGCACACCCCAAAACACCCCAACACACCUCAAUACAAACCCACGCAUACAUACAAACCAACACCAACACCAACAAAAAUACGAAGUUAGUACCUAG
Messenger RNA from Sclerotinia sclerotiorum 1980 UF-70, 297 nucleotides. RefSeq lists its product as hypothetical. The transcript has a single exon. Lineage: Eukaryota; Fungi; Ascomycota; Leotiomycetes; Helotiales; Sclerotiniaceae. The record is from RefSeq and is a predicted model, not a curated record. Bases 1 to 297 code for a protein of 98 amino acids.